UUGGCUGGCAGGAAGUUUGCUGUGUUCACGCUCUGUUUUCAUUGAGGCGUGCCCUUGAAAACCUCGUCAGACCUGCUUUUGUGACGAGUGUCAUUACUUUAAUUAGCCUGCCGCUUUCUAAAUAUACUCGCUAGGUUGACGGUGACGGCGCCAUGGGGUUUCUACUGUCUAAAUCCAUGGAUGCAAACUUUAAAAAGCAGCAAGAAUUCAUGCUCCACAAUGCGCGGCUGCAGAUGGAGCGUCAGAUCCUGAUGCAGAACCAGAUGAGGGAGAGACAGAUGGCUAUGCAGGUCGCCUGGUCCAGAGAAUUUCUCAAUUACUUUGGGGCUUUCUACGCAGUGACUACAGUUGGGCUCACCUUAGGUGCCCUUAAAAGAAAGAAACCACUCCUAUUGGCUCCCGUCGUCCCUCUCAGCUUUAUAUUGGCCUACCAGAUGGACAGCGCCUACGGGACACUUAUUUAUCGCCUAAGAGGGGAGGCUGAGAGUAUUAUGACGUCUGAACAUGGCCGUCUGGACCUUCCUCACGGGACUCCAACUUUCGAUAGCAUAGAGAAAGCCCGCCGCGCUCGAAGCAGCCUCGCCUCCUUCUUGGAGAAAUGACGUGUUGGUUAUUUGAGACAAAAUCCCAAAAGUCCAGUCGAUGCAUUCACCCUUCCUGCUUUUGCUGAAGAAAAACUGCCAACUGUCUUUUUGACAUUAUUGAGUCUAUGGUUUGCACUAAUUCUUUAUCAUGGACCUUGAGUCAAAUAAGCCUCAAUAUUAAUGAAUGUAAAAAUUAUUCAUUUGUGGUGGUUGUUAUUUGAGGUGCGCAAGUGGCCAAACACAUAUACUUAAGCCAAACAAAUUGCUUAAGUUAGUAAUAUACUGUCAGCACUGUAGUAUAGCAUUGAAUAGAUCUGUAACAUGAAUAUUCGCAUCAUUACAUUACCAUUUUAAUGUCAUUCACGCAAGAUUAUUGUAUACUGACUCAAAAUGAAUGCUGCCUUCCAAAUCCAGAAUAUAUUCUACUUAUAUACAGUAUGCUAUGGUGUGUAAAUGCUUUUUAAUAUUAAUGGAUUUCCAAUAUUUCAGCUGUGCUUUUUGUAACUUUCCCAGUUUUAACUCACCACAUACUAAAAAGCAGCUUAGCCUCAGUAUGCAAUAUGGAAUUGGGACACUGCGUUCAUCUCAACAGAUUGUGUUCGCUUGUUAAUCGUGCUGUUAAUUAAAGCUGCAUUAAGCGAUGUUGACCACUAGAGGGCAGAACAACUUUAAAACGCUGUCACAGUAACAUCACCUCUACAAAGUCUGAGGUUGUUUUAGUAAACAAAAAACAACUUGACAAUCUCUGUGUAUAGGAAUGCAAUACUCACGUUUUUUUUAGCUCUAGUUCGGCUCACAAACACGGAUGAACAGAGUGAUCAAAAUGUUAAUAUAAGAGAUAUGCAACACUGCAGACAUUUGUCAUGACAGCGGAAGAUUGUUAUUGCUCCAAACUGUCACUAAACCUUUUGGUCAUUGUUUCUGAAAGAGUUAAUUUGCCACGGUCCAAUAUGAGUGCUUAGGAGCUUUACCGCAAAGCUGAAGCAUUGCUGCACCUUUUUAUUAUCCAAGUUGUAUUCAGCGGAUGUAAAAUAUUACACGGUGCUGAUAUUUAUGCAUUGUUUAUUUAUCAUAAUGUUAACUCAUGGAAGCUAUAUUUGAAAAUCCAAUAAAAAUAAAUAUUGCCAA
This is a messenger RNA of Anarrhichthys ocellatus (wolf-eel), 1712 nucleotides long. It is a transcript of the gene plgrkt, whose product is annotated as plasminogen receptor, C-terminal lysine transmembrane protein. The coding region runs from base 153 to 602 and encodes 149 amino acids. The transcript is spliced from 5 exons. Gene Ontology annotation, biological process: positive regulation of plasminogen activation. The record is from RefSeq and is a predicted model, not a curated record. Gene Ontology annotation, cellular component: plasma membrane. Lineage: Eukaryota; Metazoa; Chordata; Actinopteri; Perciformes; Anarhichadidae.